Molecule: messenger RNA, 1232 nt
Organism: Prunus persica (peach)
Lineage: Eukaryota; Viridiplantae; Streptophyta; Magnoliopsida; Rosales; Rosaceae
Product: LOB domain-containing protein 29
Exons: 2
Coding region: 124-843 (239 amino acids)
Biological process (GO): hormone-mediated signaling pathway; positive regulation of DNA-templated transcription
Cellular component (GO): nucleus
Source: RefSeq, a predicted model, not a curated record
UCUUCCUCUUGUGUUUAUAAACAUGGUGGUGAUAAUGCUGAGCACAAAUUAAGCUAGCUAACAGAGCAAAAAUCACCAACAAAAAACAAAAAACCCUCCCAAUUAAAAAAGAUCAUCAAAACCAUGGCUGGUUCUGGUUCUCCUUGUGGAGCCUGCAAGUUCUUGAGAAGAAAAUGUGUGAGAGGGUGUAUUUUUGCUCCUUAUUUCUGCCAUGAACAGGGAGCUACCCAUUUUUCUGCCAUCCACAAGGUUUUUGGCGCAAGCAAUGUGUCGAAGCUUUUAGCUCACCUUCCGUUGAGCGAUCGUUGCGAAGCCGCGGUGACAAUAUCAUAUGAAGCUCAAGCCAGACUUCAAGAUCCCAUAUAUGGCUGUGUUUCACAUAUUUUUGCUCUCCAACAGCAGGUGGUCAACUUACAAGCACAGUUAGCUUCCCUCAAGGAUCAAGCAGCUCAAAGCUUUGUCAAUGGCUCUGCUGUAGCAAACCCUAAUGAGAAAUUUUAUGGGAAACUUCCUUCUCACACUGAGGAAGCUCAAAGUUGGUUUCAUGAGUUGGAAAAUUCAUCAAACUCCAUGCCACAGUUCAAUUCAACCCACAUCAAGAAUCCUGGAACUACAUCAUACUAUGAGAAUGAAAUUAUGAAUUCAAAUAACUCUGUUAAUGGGAGUUACGAAAAUUCAGUGAAUAUCCCAGAAGAAAAUGUUUCAUAUGGCAGCUUCGAAGAGGGCACUUCUCAUUCCAUGUCUUCUUUUGGCAUGCAAACAAAUUACAACAGGCAAUGGGGUUUUCAGGAUGCUGAUGAACUUCAAUCAGUGGCUUUCAGCUACAUUCACCAGCAUUCAUGAGGUGACGGCCUGUCGAUGAGUAUACUGGUGCAAGAGUUCUAUAUAUAUCAUCAGUUAAAAUGACUGUGUUCAGUUUUGAAUUUCAUCUCUGCAUACUUAGAAACAUGCGCUUUAAAAUUUGUUGCUGAUAGUUAAGCUGGGGAUUAUAUUGAACCCUAGAAAUGUUAAUACGAGUGGAAACCCUACCUAUUAUAUAUGUUUAAGCUAGUGUAAUUUUUUAUGUUAGUAGAAGAAUAAUAGUUUCAUUUCUCUGAGUCUCUGACAGGACUGGAUAGAUCUCAUGAUAUCCUGAUUGAGCUAUCUUUCUUUGUUUAUUGGACCUAAUGUAGACCUAGAUUUUUGACCUAGCAGUUUGCUUUGUCAAUACCCCUUCAUAUAUAAACCUAGUU